Molecule: messenger RNA, 3343 nt
Organism: Dimorphilus gyrociliatus
Lineage: Eukaryota; Metazoa; Annelida; Polychaeta; Dinophilidae
Source: the annotation of a GenBank genome assembly
AGAUCGCGCCGCAGUAUUGGUUUUCUAUUAUGGAUAUGAAAUUAGUUGUCAAGCAUUUCAUGAUCUUUAGAUAUAAUAUCCUCAAACUAGUUAAUGAAAAUUGGCAAUGUCAAAACAUUUAAUACUAAUAUCUUAGAGACUGUUUUAAUUCGUCAAAUCACCCUCAGAUGUUAUGGAUUAGUUAGAUAUUGACUUAAAAUCGAUCAGUAUUUUUAUUUCGUGUUAAAUGACAAUGAGAAUACUUUUGAUUUUUACAAUUCUUCCGAGCCUUUGUCGACAUGAAACAGUCAUAAAAAAUCGAAUGCAAGAAGAAAAUAUUGGAAGUUUGGCAGGUGAUGUCCAAAACUGGGCUACUCUAAUACAAAACUACAUCUUACAGUUAGCUGAAGAAGGUAUUAGAAGAAAGUAUACUCAAUCAUUGUUUGACACUGCCAACUACACUUUUGAUGAAAAAGAUGGAGCUAUUUUAGUUCAAAAUGUAAAAGAAACUUUGGGUGAUUACUUUAGUAUGAAGACGCAAGCUGCUCAGAGGCUUGCUGACAAGGCCGUAGAAGCUUAUGAUAAAUGGUUACUAGAUGAAAAUAAAGUUACAUAUGACAAUCUCCACAAAAUGCCUCGAGAUAUAUAUCGCGAUUCAGAUAUUCCAAGUACUUUGGACAAAGGAAAAUACAGCGUGUUCAAAUCAAAAUUUAGACAAGUUAUUUUCCUAAAUUAUUCAACGGUUAAAAUAUCUGAUGAUGUGCCAAGAAAAGAUCCCAAUACAAUAAAAACAGUAAACUGGACAAGGGCAUUGGAAGAUGUUAUGAUUGAUAAUGCUAAAAAAGAUCCCCAAUUAAGAUGGCAAUAUUUUGGAUCCACAGCAGGACUUGUUCGAUUAUACCCUGGAAGGGAAUGGGAUACAAAUUUUGCUGGCUUUUAUAAUGACUAUGACCCGCGGCUUAGACCCUGGUAUAUCGGAGCUACAUCUGGUCCCAAAGAUGUUGUAAUUAUUUUAGAUUGCAGCUUGUCUAUGAAAGGUGAAAAAUUUUCCAUUGCUCAAGCAGUGGCAAAAACUGUAAUCAAUACACUCACCAGACAAGAUUACAUAAACGUUAUCUGCGCACGAGCAUCUCAUUGGGAUGAAGUUGGAAAAUGGCACGAGUUUGGUAGUCAAGUCUUAAGUUGUAGAAAAGAUAGCCUUGUUCAAGCGACUACAGCUCAUAGAAAAGACCUUAUAGAGAAAAUUUAUAGAUUAGAACCAGGCGGUACAUCUGAAGUGGAAAAAGGCUUUGAAAAAGCUUUUAAACUGUUAGCUGGAUCAAUUCGAACUGGCUGUCAAUCUGUAAUUGUGUUUGCUACUGACGGUAGAGACACAGAUGGAGAACAAGUAAGAUGUGGUCCUGGAUAUUAUACUAGGAGUGGAUAUGUGGCUGGACCGAUUUGUAAAUAUAAUUGGACUAAAGUUUGGCAGGUUACAAAUGAAAAAAACAAAUUGCUAGACCCUCCGGCAAGAAUUUUCAGCUAUCUUACGAAAGAUGAGGGGGAAUUAUUUCCCGGAAAAUUAGCUUGUGCUCACGGAGGAAGUCUAACAAAGUUAGCUAACGGAGAAAAUUUGAUAAAUCAGAUGCAUAGCUAUUUUGACUUCUUAUUCCGAAAUGCCAAGUCAACAAUGGGAUUAUGGACCUCCCCUUACAUAGAUGCAUGGAAGUUAGGCCUUAUGGUUACAUAUUCUAUUCCCUGUCUAGUGGACGAUCCUAUAUUUAUACCCAUAGAGCAGCUGGAGCAGACUCAGGGUGAACCUAGAAACUUUAGCAGAGUAGUAGAGGAAAUGAAAGCUGGUAAAACAGGACAACUCACUAUAAAAAAUGCUAGAAGAGGAAUCGGUGGAAAGACUUUUAUGGAUGCUACAUAUUACUAUGCUGCCCUGAAUGACUCCGAAUAUGCUUUCGCCUUUAGUAUGGCAGAUACAGACAAAACAUUUAGACGGGCUCAAACACCUGUCGAUUUAGACAACUACGAUAAAUCAUAUUUCAAUUUGCUAAUAGAAUACAACAGCUCAACAGCCAAGGAAGCUUUCCCUGGGACAUAUGAUUAUUUAGAUGUUAGAGACAAUGAGCAAAAAAAAUAUCCUGGGUUAAGGGUAUCAUAUCUUCAUUCUUCAAUAUUUCUCGCUCCAAAAUGUCAUUGUGAUCCCACGGCGUAUUUCUAUGAUGAAGACUUGGCGCAGAAAACUGUUGAAGCGCACAAAUACAUAAAUUCUAUGACAGAUGACUUCGGAUGCACAAAUCAAAAAAGUAAAUAUGAGAGAGGUGUGCGAGCUGAUGUUCUAAUUACUCAGCCCGUCGAACGACUAUGGAGAGUUAGGAAUUUUGAUGGAAUUGAUACCGUGAAAUGGACAUAUGUUGGGAUGAGAAGCGGGGUGUUUCGAACUUAUCCUGGUCAUCGUUCUAGAAGAUUGUAUGAUCCAUCACAGCGACCAUGGUUUAAACGAGCUUCUUCCACUCCUUCUAAAACAUCAAUAUCAACCGCAUACAUGGACGCUGCAGGAGUUGGAAAAAUCAUUACUAUUUCACAGGCAGUAUUUGAAGGAAUGCUUGUCCGGGAAGACACUUCUGAAUGUGUUAAAUCCAAGAAAAAGGAAGAACUAUUGCCUGGAGGAUGUCCGUGUGAAACUGAUACUGAUUGCCUCAGUGGCUUUUGUUACAUCAGCGAGGCUCCAGGAAUCAAUAGAGACAAACCGAGAUGUGCUACGGAGAGGGUGGAAGCCGUCACCAGUCUAGAUAUUCUUUAUGAAAAGUUUCAUAAGAUUACUUUUGAGAAAAUGAAGGCAAGUGACAAGAAGAAGUCGUGUAAUCAAACUUAUCCAUGUUCUCAUAAUAAGAAACAAUUGUGUAAAACUAGAUGUUACCUAUUUGACAACGCUGCCUAUUUAAUAACCGACCGCGAAUUUGUUAAGGCAUCUCCUCUGGAUACAAGCAAAUACAAGGAUGUAACUCUUGGAAGAAAAGAGGGAGAAGUCAUGAAAGAACUUAUUUACAAACACUCAUUUUUCAUGCGUCAAGAGAAAAUAGACUUUCAGGGUAAAUGUCGCAUUUCGCCAUAUGCCCCAAAAGUGACAUUAUCAGGAAUUCCUCAGAAUCCAGAAGAACAAGACAACUAUUAUCAAAAGAAAGGUCCAAUUCCAAAGUUUUCUAAUGAAUUUGGAUGCAUAACGGACGUUGUUGCUUAUGCUGUGAAUGCAUCAGCUUUGGGAAGUAGUGGAAUGAUCGUCGGGAAUGUUUCUGGUCCGUCAUUGUCAAUUCAGGAGCGUACCGAAUCAUUAAUGGGACAUGCGCUCAUAAAGAUACAACAAAAACAACCUUAG